Bemisia tabaci is the source of this 3213-nucleotide messenger RNA. Its product is annotated as T-complex protein 11-like protein 1. NCBI's taxonomy places the organism in Eukaryota, Metazoa, Arthropoda, Insecta, Hemiptera, Aleyrodidae. The record is from RefSeq and is a predicted model, not a curated record. Gene Ontology annotation, biological process: signal transduction.
CAUUUCGUAACUAACUGCCAAAUCGCCCUCAAGUGCUUUAAAAGUUGGAUAAAUUCUUAGUGGUUGAUGAGAAUCCAGUUCUGUUCUAUCCGGUUUCAAGAACUGUACUGCAUCUUCUCUCCAAAUUUCUGUAGAACUGCAUUUUUCGCAUUCACACGUUUGAUUGUUGCAUAACUAGUUAAAUAAUCUGUUAUCACUGCCCAACAAUUUCACCAAAAUUGAUCUGUACCUCUGUUUGUGACCUAAUUUUUAAGAGGUGAUAUCCCAGAACAAGAUCAAAUUUUAUACCAAUUUGCAAGCCCAGUUUUAUGAAAUGGAAUCAGACGAAUCUAGAAAUGGUAACCGAUUGGCUGACCAAUCUGCCCCAAGUCCAAGCAAGGAAAUCAACAAUCAAGAAAGGGGAAAGAGGGUCAGAACUAUCAGUGCAAGCAUGAUACCCGGAGUUACAGAUGCUUCACCCCCUAGAUUCGUUUCUUUGGAAGAAAUAAUGAAGGCAGCAAAUGGAAUGACAAACAUGGCAUUAGCACACGAAAUCGCAGUUGAUAAAAACUUCAUGCUGAAAAAACUGGAGCCAUCAGAAAAUAGCAUUGAGAGAAAAGUGAAGGAAACAAUGCAUAGAGCAUUCUGGGAUUUAUUGUCACAAGAAUUGAAUGCUGAUCCCCCAGUCUACACCCAGGCCCUAGCUCUACUACAAGAAAUUAAGGAUACACUCAGUUCUCUACUUUUGCCGCAGCACACAAAGCUAAAAAAAGAGAUUGAAGAGGUUUUGGACAUGGAACUUAUCAGACAGCAAAUCGACAAUGAAACGCUGGAUUUCCCGUACUAUGCUCAAUAUAUCACUUCUGUAAUGGGGAAGCUCUGCGCGCCAGUUCGAGAUGACAAGAUCAGGGAGCUGACUCAAACGAAAGAAGUUGUCCAAGUUUACAAAGGAAUCCUUGAGACUUUGGAGCUGAUGAAACUGGAUAUGGCCAAUUUUACAAUCGAAAUGUUCAAACCCCACAUUCAAGCGUCCAGUGUUGAGUAUGAGAAGGAAAAAUUCUCAGAAUUUCUCAAAGUACAAGCAGACGGCCUUUUUUCUACAAGAGAGUGGUUGAGCAGGCAUGUUGAUCCAAGCAAACCUGAUGAGCCAAAAGAUGACAUUUUAACUCGUGCCUACAUGGAGACUCUGUGUUGGAACCCUGAUAACAUCUUCCCAGAGACGCUAAUGAUGGAUGAAAACCGGUUCCUUGAUAUUCAAGACGAGUGUCGGCAGCUGUCAGUGACAGCGGCGGUUCUACUCCUGACCAUCAGCUCAGUUGGAUGCGGUCUAGAAUCUCAUGCUGAGUAUAAAAUGAAGCUAAAGGAACACAUCAAAACUAUAUUGGCUGAUGUUAAAUCUGAUAGUGAUUUGGCAGCUGUCCUUCCCAAUGUUACUGAACAAGUGAUAAAAGACUGCAAAGAUUUUUUAAACCAGAUCGGUGGCAAGCAGCUAAGUGACGACACCAUCAAGGCCUUGGAAGGUCAAAUUGAGAAGAUUGCAAAUCCUGAACACAAAAUCAGAGAACUAGUCUUUAAAAGAGUAAGCGACUUCUUGAAGUUAAUCAUUAGUUCCUCAACAGCAACACCAACGCAAGUUCCACCCGGAUUGACGUCCUUCCAAGCUGAACUAGCGCAGCUGGCCGGUCGAUUUCUUAGGUUGGUCUCCCACAACCGAAAAGUCUUUGGUGAAUUCUACACGGACAUUCUCAACAAAGCGGAUCCUAGUUCCAGUCCACCAGUUGCCGUUCAGUAAACUACCUCAGUGGGAGAAUUUUCCAGCUGAGCUGGAUUUUCCUCAGCAAAUUCAGAAACAAACAAUAACCACUCAGAAGUUGUGAAAUUCAUGAGUGUGCCAGUUUGUGGAUUCAAUCGACAAACUUUACUCUCAUUGAUCUAUUCAUUCAUAAAAGUGAUGUAAUGUGAUCGAUGUCUCAUCGGGGGCUGCUUUGGAUUACCGAGUCCACUUGCAUUAGCUUUUCUAAUCAAGUUAAGAGGAUGGUGGCUUGUAGAACGCAAAAUGAAAGUAAAUAGUGUUGAGAGAAAAUUGUAUUUUUCCUGUCAAAAAAUUGCAACUAAUAUAAAAUGUGUUAAGUAUGAGCGUAAGAAGAGGCCAUAUGUUGCUAGUUAUUAAUUUGAGAGGACUUUGUAGAAUUUCAGCCCCCCCCCCCUUCUUUCUACAAACAAGACUUCUUACUAGCUAUGGUGGGACAGGAGGGUUAAGUAAGUUCAAUUUCAUAUCCAAGUGUGAGGCUUUUGUUUUUAUUUCAUUUUUAUCAUAUUCAAAUGUCUUUGAAUUUCGAAUUCGCCGAUCAUUAUUUCACAUUAUAAUGAAAUGUGACACCUUGUAUGACAGAGCAGCUUGAGUUUUGGAAGUCAAUAAAAUCAGUUACCUAUUUAAAACAAGUCAUGGUGGUAUACAAUUUACUCUGAAACGCUGAAUGGAAAAUGCAUUUCCUUUUUUUUAUUCAUUUGAAUUUUAAAUCUAUAGUUUCUCGUAGUUUGACUAUCGAACAAACUGCCCUCUUUCAUGAAUAAGAAUAUCAGGUGCUUUAAAACUUACCGUAUAUCUGCCCUGUAUUCCCAGACCAAACAAGUAUAUUUUUGUUGUUUCAGUGCAGUAAUCAAGCCUUCCUAAUUUUUAUUUUAUUAUUAACUGUUUUAACGUGUGUUUACAAAGUAUAUUUUUCUAUCAUGGCGUUCAAUUGAUUUCCUCUUCUUCUAAACAGUGUUUUUCUGUUAUAAUUUUGUCUGUGAAUCUCUCACCUUUCAAGGGCUGAAAGGAUAAACCGUUUUCCUUAUAACUGCAUCGCUCCUAAGGUUUUAUUGUCUCUUUAUCAGAAGUUUAUUUUUUUAACCCCUCCAGUUACGUAGAUGUGUAUCAACCGUAUUAUCUGGUAAUGUUCCUUGAAAUCUUUAUAAUUUAGCAUCGAAAAGUGAUAAAAAUGUGUUAAUGUGGGCCUAAGGCAGAUUCUAAAAUAGCUGAUAGAUGGAGUGGCGAAGUUCUUUAGUUCGACUGCCAAUACACAUUACCUCAUCGAGAAAAUCCUAAUGACUUGAGAAGUCAUGCCAUCAGCAGAAAUAGACUUAAGAUUUGUAAGUUCAACUUACAAUUGUACUUCGUAGUAAAUUUUAAGUUUGUAAAACUUUAUUUCGAUGUAGAUUUGGAUUGUGUAACAAAAUAAAAACUAAAAAGAA